GAACGACAGAUUGAAGUGACAAUCGCGUUACAGUAACAGAAUGCGUAGUGCGCGCGGUCCUUCUCAUCCUCGACAUCGCCCAUUUACUCAGUCUUAUUUACUGGUGUUGCCGUCGACCCAAAUUGACUCUGUGUUAUUGCACCAGGGAAUGAAACUGGACUGACGGCCUACAGCCAGAAAGUUUUAUGGAUGGAAAAAGCACGUCCAAUUCCGCCUAUAAUUCAGCAGUAUUCAAUGAGUUCCUUAGGCGAAACAAGGCAGUCGUAUGUGCAUUGUCUGCAAGCUACAUAUCCACGUUCGCUGGCUAUCCAUUGGAUUCAUUGAAGUCUCGAUUACAAACGACGAAAACACCUAUUUCAGUCCCUCGACUUGCUGCCAUUGUAUAUCGUGAGGAAGGCGUAGCUGGUUUUUUCCGUGGAUUAUGGAUACCCCUUAUGACCAUCUCUUUCGUUCGCGCCGCAAGCUUCACUAUUUACACUCGCACCAAAGAACAUUUCCGGGAUCAUCAUUGGCUUGCUCGCGAUAGUAUUGUAGAUGUUUCAGUUAUCGGAGGGGUUAGCGGUGCAAUGUCUGGGGCGUUGAUUUCAUUUGGGAGCGCUCCGUUUGAACUUGUAAAAGUCCGACGUCAAUUGGAAUACACGAUUGCUGCUUCAAAAGGCUUGCAACUCACGAAAGCACCUGGUACCCUGGAAGCGGUGAGGGAGAUAUUUCAGGCCAACGGCAUCGCAGGACUGUACACUGGCUUUCGGUUACAUUUCAUUCGUGAUACCUUGGGGACCGCCCUCUACUUCCUCGAGUAUGACGGUAUGCGACACUUGCUCGGACGACAAAGAAAUGGGGAACAGGGUGUUACACCAUCCUGGCUACCCAUUCCGGCAUCUUUGGUCCCAUUUGUUUGUGGGUCGUUUUCUGGGGUCACUUCUUGGGCGUUGAUAUAUCCUCUAGACGUGUGAGUCUCGAAUUAUACUCUCCAGCAGACCCGUCUCAGUCACGCAUCUCAGGGUUAAAACGAAAGUGCAACAGCGCGCACUAGCAGGGGAACGUUAUAGAGGAGUGUUUGAGACGCUCCGUCGUCUGAUCCGAGGACCUGAUCCCGAACGUCCUAAGCCUCUCUUGUCCGGAAUUGCUCGCAUCUAUCGUGGACUGGGUGUUAGUGCAUUGCGAAGCAUAACGACUCAUGGUCUACUCUGGACAUUUUUUGACCUUGUAUCUAACUAUAUCGACGAACUGCCGCGAACAGACGAAGAUGGAUGACCGUAAAAUUCCAACAAAUAUCUUCAAGUACUAUAAUCUAGAAUUCUCUCUAAAGGCAGCAUGAUAGUACUCACCCACUGCUCAGAUUCCAAUCAAACUUGUACAUAUACAUACAUAGUGA
Molecule: messenger RNA, 1375 nt
Organism: Marasmius oreades (fairy-ring Marasmius)
Lineage: Eukaryota; Fungi; Basidiomycota; Agaricomycetes; Agaricales; Marasmiaceae
Exons: 9
Coding region: 186-953 (255 amino acids)
Biological process (GO): transmembrane transport
Molecular function (GO): transmembrane transporter activity
Source: RefSeq, a predicted model, not a curated record